Molecule: messenger RNA, 546 nt
Organism: Haliotis rubra (blacklip abalone)
Lineage: Eukaryota; Metazoa; Mollusca; Gastropoda; Lepetellida; Haliotidae
Exons: 2
Coding region: 1-546 (181 amino acids)
Source: RefSeq, a predicted model, not a curated record
AUGGAAGAUGAGAAUGCCUUUGCCAACUAUGUGAGAAUGCCACCCCACAUGUUUAAUGAGCUACUCAACAGGAUUAGCCCAGUCAUCCAGAGGAGGGACACCCACAUGAGACCAGCCCUAGAUGCUGGAAUGAAGCUAGCCAUGACCCUCAGAUGCCUGGCUACAGGAGACCGAUAUCACACCAUCCACUAUGACUUCCGAUGUGGCUACAUUACAGUGGUAUGGAUUGUGCAGGAAGUCUGUCAGGCCAUCAUACAGGAGCUGAAGGAUGAAGUCAUGCCACUGCCAAGGACCCAGGACAAAAGACGUCCGUACUCAACGGCAGUCAAGACCGACCUCCACAGGAGGACUGGAAGGCCAUCGGCCAGCAAGUUCCAAGACCGGUGGAAUGUUCCUCAUGCCCAGGGGGCCUUGGAUGGCAAGCACAUAGCCAUCAGGAAACCACACAACUCAGGCAGUGUUCUUCAAGUACAAAAACUUCUUCUCCGUGGUGCUGUUGGCCUGGUGGAUGCGGACUAUAAGUUUAUCUGGAUAGGCACAGGUUAA